AUGGAUAUACCUGUAGAGACACAGAUAGAUGACAUUCUUGCUAGGUCUCUUCGUUUGGAGAAGAAAAGUCCAUAUUUAGCAAAUUAUGGUCUUUCAAGCGUUCUUCAUCAGAGCAGAUCUAUUAUUAACACUAGAUCUUUUUCAAAGGAUGAUGAAGAUCGCGGCAAAUACCUCUUGGGUACUGUAAAUAAGAAUAUUGCAAAUGUUCCUACAAUUUUGAAAGGAAUUGACUUAACAUCAAUUGUAUCAGACAAUGUAACUCUUUAUGCAGAGAAAAACAACGAAAUUUUCCAAGACUCAAUUGUUAAAUCCAUCACAUCAAUUCAUAAUAGUACAAAUUCAUUAAAUGAUUCUUUUAUUUUGAAAGCAAUGGAAAACUUAUAUGGAAAGAAAGGAUCAUACUCAGACGUCGUUGUUCCAUACUACGAAGAUAUCCCAAGUAUUACACCAAGUAUCACAGAAUAUCUUAACGAACAUCCAAUUCCUUCUGUUAAGAUGACUCUCCGUCCUCGCGACAGAUUCUAUGCAGAAAAUCUUACAAACCAGAACGAAUCCUUCUCAGAGCAUAUGGCAAAAGCCAUUCGAAAGACAACUUUAUUCAAAGAAAAUUAUCAAUUACCACUUGCAGACACAUUCUCACUUAUUCAUUGCCUCGAGAAAUACGGAAAUCAUUUCAAUGGAACAAAACGCUUUCUUGAGAAGCAAAUCAAGAGAAUUAUCACGGAAGAGGUUAAUACAAACUUAAAUAUUGCAAAUCGUGGUCCAACAUACGGUAUUAUGCAUACACUUCAGGGGUAUAUCAAUCUUUUACCUCAUCCUCAACACGAAUCCCCUUGGGCAAUUUUAUUCUUCGCAAUGCGUUGCGGAAAGAACGAAUCCGCACUCCAAUAUGCAUCAGAAAACAAUUUCAGCCACGAUGUCAUCUCAGCUCUUGAGUUUCGAGUCACAGGAACCGAAAUUACACCUCAAAUUAGGACAAACCUUCAAGGAUUGUACCAAAACGAGGUCUCCGGUGAAGGACAUGACACAUUCAAGUGUUUGUGUCUCUCAAUUCUCUCAGGAAUUGGAGGAUAUAACGAUCCAUCAGUUAUUUCAAGCUUUGAAGACUGGCUUUGGUUUGCAUUACAGCUUGGAGAUGGAAAUCAUCAAAGAGUUGUUACAAAAGUCACAAAAACCAUCAGCGAAAUAUCAGAUCCAAGAAAUACUUUCUUACCGGGCCAAGCUUUACUCCUUGUUCACCAAUUCGAUAAAGCUGCUAAUUGGUUCCUCUCAACACCCGCAGUUGCCAACGAUGGACUUCAAAUUUCCCUCGCAAUGCACACAGCAGGCCUUAUUUCACCAAACGUCUUCAGCGAACAAUUGCUCAGAUAUACGGCAGGCGUUUUCGAAGCAGACGGAUACCUCUCCUUGAAGUACCUCAAUAUGAUAAAGGACAGAAAGGAAGUUUCAAAACUCGUGUCACUUUUGGCCGUAACUGCUCGGAACGGGGAAUCGCUGUUCGAGCCCACGAUCAUCGACCAAAGCCGCUUGCAAACACUUCCACCACCAGAAUCGGAAGCUUCUGCAGCUUUGUUCGACGGAAUCUCAAAUCCACAAGAUAUUAUCAACUCUUACAGAGAAAACAACGAUGAUGAAGAGCAAUAUGUUGCUAUGCACUCACCUGCAUCAUUGCUGCUCAAUCCUGAAGAACAGAAACUCGCAAUUACAUCUGCAGGAAUUGAAGCUGCGAAAAGAUCAAUGUAUCCAACAGCGAUGAAGCUUUUGCACAUGGCAGGUGAUUAUAACAGACUUGUAGACCUCUGCUGCCAGCAAUUAAGAAGAUGCGCUGAAGGAUUAGUUGAUGACCAACCAAUCAUCGAUGCAAUGGAAAUAAUCAAUGAAGUUAAUGAAAACACAAUCAGUGUUGAUGAAAAAAGAAUGAGAACUCUGCUAAUAAUGCUUUCUUUCGCUAAAUGCGCUUAUUUGACAAGACAUGGCGAUUAUGAACUCGCCUGCUCUUCAUUUGAAGAAAGCAAGAUCUUCGCUUCUGAUCAGGGCGUCAUAAACACUGCAGAUAACGGUGGAGUCGAAAUGGCCAAAUCAACUAUAGCAAACAUGCCUCCAUCUGUCAAGGAAGUGAUACCAGUAGUACUUGUUCAGGCUGUUGAAGCGUAUUCCAAGAUCCAUGCUUCUUUACCAAGAGGAGGAGGCGCAAAGAAGAAUAUCGAAGAAAAAGUAAGGAUUUUGGCUAAACUUGCAGGAGAAGUUAAACAGUCUCUUCAUGAAGAUAUGGCUAGAAAGUUACUUAUGCUUAAGGAUUUUGAUACAGUAUAA
Messenger RNA from Trichomonas vaginalis G3, 2313 nucleotides. Its product is annotated as nuclear pore complex assembly. Lineage: Eukaryota; Parabasalia; Trichomonadida; Trichomonadidae. Bases 1 to 2313 code for a protein of 770 amino acids. The record is from RefSeq and is a predicted model, not a curated record. The transcript has a single exon. Gene Ontology annotation, cellular component: nuclear pore. Gene Ontology annotation, molecular function: structural constituent of nuclear pore. Gene Ontology annotation, biological process: protein import into nucleus; poly(A)+ mRNA export from nucleus.